Suricata suricatta (meerkat) is the source of this 4064-nucleotide messenger RNA. RefSeq names its product ELOVL fatty acid elongase 5 (gene ELOVL5). Gene Ontology annotation, biological process: very long-chain fatty acid biosynthetic process; fatty acid elongation, monounsaturated fatty acid; fatty acid elongation, polyunsaturated fatty acid. The transcript has 7 exons. Gene Ontology annotation, molecular function: fatty acid elongase activity. The coding region runs from base 1477 to 2340 and encodes 287 amino acids. The record is from RefSeq and is a predicted model, not a curated record. NCBI's taxonomy places the organism in Eukaryota, Metazoa, Chordata, Mammalia, Carnivora, Herpestidae. Gene Ontology annotation, cellular component: endoplasmic reticulum membrane; endoplasmic reticulum.
UGAAUGUCAUCUGUAAUAUCUCCUGAUGUACCUAUAAAGAAGGAACUUUAUAGGUUUACAGAAAAAGUCAUUAAAAAACUGCAAAAACUUUUAAACAAAGGAAAAGAUUGUUUCACUUACAAUCUUUAAAGUAGAAAAGAAAAGAAACGUCAGCUCUUAGUAUGGUAGAGAUGAAAUGCGAGGGUGUAAAGAAAGAGCCUAAUUGAUAUGACCUCUGGGAGGGUAAUUGUGUCUUUAUUGAAAUUAGAAAGCACAUGCCUUUUGACUGAACUAUUUGAUUCCUGAGACUUGAUCCUUUAUUGCAGUGAUGUGAAUAAGGAUAUUCCUUUAUAGCAUUGCUUGUAAAGACUGGAAAUAAUGUACAUGCACAACAGUAGGGGACUGAUUAAGUAAGUAAGCAUACAACCAAAAGAGCAAAACCAAGUUAGAUCAUUUUAUAUAUACUUGUGUUGAGAUAAUGCCUUAUUUCACCUUUAUGGGACAAAAAAAGUCUGACUUUAAAUGGCGGAAACAGUAACAAAAUGAUCCGUUUACAUUGAGCAACUCCUGAGUUAUUUCAGGGACCCAGGACUCUUGUUCAGUCAUUUUGUACUUCGCAUUCUCAGUAUAUCAGCAGUUCUGUCCUGGGAAAAAUCCCUCCGCCUUUCAUGGUUACGGGAUGACCACAGCACCUGCGGAGGAGGAGGAGGGAAGACGCCAUAUAUCUGCAUGCUUGCAAGAAGAAGGAAACCCAUAACCCAGCUGCCAUCUCCUCAAAGCUCAGUGGCCACAGUUGCUUCACAUGCCCGUGUCUGAACAAGUCACCAGAGAGUGGGCGAGGUCUACCACGGUUGGCUAGAUCCCUAAAAGAUUUGCUGCCCAGGGGCACGGUGGUGGCAGCCACCCUGGUAGCACUUGGCAGUAUGGAAGGAGGCUGGAUACUUGCAGAUACGGCCUUAAAAAUUUAAAAAGCCAGGUGUAAAAAAAAAAAAAAAAAAAAAAAGGAAAUGAAAGGUUUUUGUGUGUGCAUUUAUUCUGUUUGGGUUAUAUGCUUACACACACAUAUAUGUAACAGUCUGAUGUUAGUUGCUAAGUGGGAACUUGCUCUCUCUCUGUUGACAGCCAGGGCCUAGAGCUGAAAACAAAAGGUGAUACAAAUCUCCUCCCAAGUUCACUGUGGGCCAGCCACCUCCCUGCAGGACUUCUAAGAACUACCAGUUCAGCAGAACUGUGGUAACCCACUCCACCACCUUAGCAUAAGUAGUGGGGAGAGGGUGGAGGGCAUCUCCCUCUGAAGCCAAGGGAGGAGCAUGACAGAGACACCUCGGGAGAAUUUAGGAUGUCUGCAAGAAAGGAGACUGACCCUCCAUUCCCCAAAUGGACAGUGCUUCUCCUUCAAGAUCAAAAGAAAAAGCAUUGGAGAAGUAGCAGCAUGGUCCAGUCAGGAGGUCCAAGAAGGGACAGAGACUGUCCCCACUAGCUGCUGCUUGUCUGAGGAUGCAGGAGGUGAAAACUGCAUAUACCAGAGUAAAAGGAUGGUUUCUUCUGGACAAUUACAUACCUACUUUUAUUUGCUCUGUCAUAUACUUACUAAUUGUAUGGCUGGGACCAAAAUACAUGAAGAAUAGGCAGCCAUUCUCUUGCCGGGGUAUUUUAGUGGUGUAUAACCUUGGCCUCACAUUGCUGUCUCUCUAUAUGUUCUGUGAGUUAGUGACAGGAGUAUGGGAAGGCAGGUACAACUUCUUCUGUCAGGGUACACGCAGCGCGGGAGAAGCAGAUAUGAAGAUUAUCCGCGUCCUCUGGUGGUACUAUUUCUCCAAGCUCAUCGAAUUCAUGGACACCUUCUUCUUCAUCUUGCGGAAGAAUAACCACCAGAUCACGGUCCUGCACGUCUACCACCACGCCUCCAUGCUGAACAUCUGGUGGUUUGUGAUGAACUGGGUGCCCUGCGGCCACUCUUAUUUUGGUGCCACACUUAACAGCUUCAUCCACGUCCUCAUGUACUCGUACUACGGUCUGUCAUCCGUCCCCUCCAUGCGCCCAUACCUCUGGUGGAAGAAGUACAUCACGCAGGGCCAGCUGCUUCAGUUUGUGCUGACAAUCGUCCAGACCAGCUGCGGGGUCAUCUGGCCGUGUUCGUUCCCUCUCGGGUGGCUCUACUUCCAGAUUGGAUACAUGAUCUCUCUGAUUGCUUUCUUCACAAACUUCUACAUUCAGACUUACAACAAGAAGGGGGCCUCGCGGAGGAAAGAGCACCUGAAGGACCACCAGAACGGGUCCGUGGCUGCUGUGAACGGACACACCAACAGCUUUUCUUCCCUGGAAAACAAUGUGAAGCCAAGGAAGCAACGGAAGGAUUGAAGUGAAGAGCUGGAGACCUCCAAAACCCAUCGUCUGAUUGUAAGCACAGUAUGAGUUGUGCCCAAUGCUCGUUAACAGCUGCUGUAACUAGUCCGGCCUACAAUAGUGUGACUCGUGUAGGACCGCUUUCAUCAGUUCAAACCCCUAGAAAACGUAUACAGAUUAUACACGUAGGCAUAAGAUUUUUAACAUUUCUGGGCUCUCACCGACCCCUGCGCUAGACUGUGGAGGGCGUAUUAUUGUAGUAUACGACACUGCUGUUGCCUUAUUAGUUAUAACAUGAUAGGUGCUGAAUUGUGAUUCACAAUUUGAAAACACUGUAAUCCAAACUUUUUUUUUUUUUACUGUAGAUCAUGCAUGUGAUUGUAAAUUUGUACGAUGUUGUUACAGUAGAAAAACACACAUGCCUUAAAAUUUAAAAAGCAGGGCCCAAAGCUUAUUAAUUUAAAUGAGGAUAUGUCUCAAGUUUUUAUUCAUUUUUAAUAGCUCUGUUUAGAAAAAUCAAAGACCGUGAUUUAUGAAAAUAGUGUGUGACACAUAACGUCAAGUGACUUGUAUAUGUGAAAUCAGAAACGGCACCUUCAGUUUUAUAAUAUUGGCUUUAAAUCAGGCAGACUCAAUUCUAGUGGUGGAACAGUCAGUUUAACUUUUUAACAGAUCUUAUUUUUUUAUUUUGAGUGCCACUAUUAGUAAUGUAAAAAGGGGGGGUGGGCUCCAAGCAGUCUUGAUGAAACCUAAGUAUGUAUUCUUUGUCUUCAAGAUUUUAGGAUGUAGGGCAAGUGGGACAUUUAAAAUUUCUGAAGUGCUAAGUGUUUUAUACGGGAAACAACGCCCAUUUUGCUUUCCACUCGUCAGAGAGAGGACAUACACUUUUCAAAAGAGAUGAUUGAAUAUUUACCAUUUGAUAGAAUCCCAUUGGUGAACGAGGGGGAACAAGUUGGCCAGGGUCCAAAUUUGGAUUGAUUCCUGUACUACUGUCUGUUUUGACACAAACUUCUUUUAAAAUGUGCCUAGCUUUUAAAAUCAGUAAACGGGGAAAAAGGGACCUUAAAGAAUUUUAAGGUAAAAUUAAACAGAUAGCUACAGCCUAAGAGAACUGGCAAAUUGGAUAGAGAUAAUUUGUUUAAUGUAAAUCUAAAGGUAUCUGUCAUUUUUUUUCUGCUUAGAAUCUCAAGAUUUGUAAAGAACUGCUUAUUUAAAAAAUAAGACUGCUUAUCGUAAAAUCAUGUCUAUCACACUUGAGGCAGUGGUCAAACAGAUAAGGACUAUUGUGUGUGUCAUUUUAAAGUGUUGAAAUUUAGUCUCUGAAUAUCUUCUCCAUUCGGAGAAAAUACCGUCAUUGAACCACUCAUGACACAUCUUAGAAGGUCAUCCACAAUGUAUAAACUAAAUGUUGGUUUGAUAUUUAUGUAAAUAUCAGUUUAUCAUGCUUUAAUUUUGCACAUUCAUAUUACAGGGAGCCAGUUGGUUCUCUUCUUAGUCUUGUGGGUUUUCUGUUUGGAAGGAGUCACAGCAUCUGUUUACAUUUACCUGAUCAAAUCUAGAACGUGUAUAUUUGUAAAUGUCUUCCUAGGUACUAGUUUGUGAGUGUCUUUACAUAUUUCAAUACAGAAACUAUAACAUUCAAUAGUGUGCCAUCAGAGUGUGCUUCAGCUGAUCUGUGUAUACCCACACUGUUAAAUAGUGUCAGACAUUAAUCAUUAAAACAUUUUUGAUUACCUGUG